AUGGCUGCUGUGGCUAUUGGAUCAGAGCUGGCCCCUACAGUAGCAGUUGUCGCGUUCUGGAUGUCGGCCCAGGCUGCCACAACGGAGCUGAACACCAUCAAGCCAAAAGAUAGCAGGGCAAGAGGCUUCACGCCACCUCCAACCCGCAGUGCAAUUUCUGUGACCUGUCGCUACUGCAUGAGAUGCACCUACGGAGGCAUGCGCAAGAGGUCCAUCGGCUUCGUACCUGAGCUUCUUGCUUCGCGGCGCGUGUAA
Aspergillus udagawae is the source of this 255-nucleotide messenger RNA. RefSeq lists its product as uncharacterized. Bases 1 to 255 code for a protein of 84 amino acids. The transcript is spliced from 2 exons. NCBI's taxonomy places the organism in Eukaryota, Fungi, Ascomycota, Eurotiomycetes, Eurotiales, Aspergillaceae. The record is from RefSeq and is a predicted model, not a curated record.